Neltuma alba is the source of this 678-nucleotide messenger RNA. Its product is annotated as late embryogenesis abundant protein D-34-like. The record is from RefSeq and is a predicted model, not a curated record. Lineage: Eukaryota; Viridiplantae; Streptophyta; Magnoliopsida; Fabales; Fabaceae. The transcript has 3 exons. The coding region runs from base 1 to 678 and encodes 225 amino acids.
AUGAGCCAAGAACAGCCAAGAAGAAGUGCUGACGAAGAUAAGCAGGAGCCCAUUAAAUAUGGAGAAGUGUUCGUGAACGUGAAGGGAGAAUUAGCAUCGAAGCCCAUAGCACCCAGAGACGCAGCCAUGAUGCAGUCAGCAGAAGCCCAGGUGUUGGGUGGAACCCAGAAAGGUGGCCCCGCGGCUCGCAUGGAAUCAGCCGCCGCAACCAACCAGCGAGCCGGUCUCAUCUCUCACGACGCCGUCACUAAUCUUGCCAGAAACGAAGGUGUCACCAUAUCUGCAACAAAUGAAGGCCGUGGCCACGUCGUCACCGAGACAGUGGGUGGGCAGGUGGUGGGGAAGUACAUGCAAGCUGCUGAGAAUAUUGAGGCAAACAAGAGUAAUAAUCCAGUGAAUGAAUCAGGAGAUGAUGCUGAUGCUGCAGCAGAAUGGAGGCAACCUCCAGGAUUUAGAGCAAGUAUAGACGAUGAUUUCAUAAGUGAACAGGGGGAUGCAACUCUUAAUCCUCGGUUGGUGCGCAGGGCUGGUGACAAUAAUUUUGUUCCAUCCGUAGUGGCUAAUCAUUUUGAUGUUGGUUGGGUGGACGGCAUGCAGGAGAAUGUGAUAAGUGGAAUACCUGGCGGCAUGGGAGCUUCCAUGGCCACCGCAGAUCAGAGGCUUACAAAGAAUAAAUGA